AUGUUAGAACAAUCCAAGCUUUCCAAUGCAUUAAAACAAUUGGCUGAUAUCGAAGAUGAUAUGGAAAAAAUUGAUGAACAAGUCGAAUUAUUUAGACUAAAAUCAACAAUUCCUAUUUUUAAGAAACGAAAUAUGUUACUCCAGGAUAUUCCCGGUUUUUGGAAAAUAGUAUUAAGUGAACAUUCAGAUUUUGCAGAUUUCAUCCAAGUUUCUGAUUUUAAAUAUGUUGAUUGUAUAGAUAAGAUUGAAAUUAAUUGGCCAAUCGUUAGUGAACAUAAGAGCACUGAAAAGCAUAAAGUUGGUGAUUUUGAUAUUGUUUUUCAUUUUAAAGAACUUAAAGAGGAUGAUGAUAUGUUUCCUGAACAGACUGUUACGAAAAAAUUUAGAAUUGAAUAUGAUACUAGCAAGUUAAAAAAGUUACCAAAAGAUCAAGAUGAAGACAGCUUAAAAGAAUUUGGGUUUUUGACAAGCGAAAAGGUAGAUAUUGAGUGGCCAACUAACUAUUCUAAGAUAAAUCCGGAUAAAAUCAAAGAUAAAACUAGUGCUGAGGGUAAAAAAAAUUAUAGAGCUGGCAUGAAAAGUUUCUUUGGUUGGUUUAGAUGGACUGGCUUAAAACCAGGAAAAGAAUUUCCUCAUGGCGAUGAUUUAGCUACCUUGUUCAGUGAAGAUAUUUACCCUCAUGCACUAAAAUAUUACACCACUGCCCAUAGAGAUUUAGAUGACGAAAGUGAUGAAGAAGAUGAAAAAGAGGGAUAUCAUGGUUAUGAGGAUGAAGAUGAUGAAACACUAUCAAGGAAGAAACCCAAAUAUGAAUAG
Molecule: messenger RNA, 816 nt
Organism: Saccharomycodes ludwigii
Lineage: Eukaryota; Fungi; Ascomycota; Saccharomycetes; Saccharomycodales; Saccharomycodaceae
Gene: VPS75
Product: Vps75p
Exons: 1
Coding region: 1-816 (271 amino acids)
Biological process (GO): nucleosome assembly
Cellular component (GO): chromatin; nucleus
Molecular function (GO): chromatin binding; histone binding
Source: RefSeq, a predicted model, not a curated record